Strongylocentrotus purpuratus (purple sea urchin) is the source of this 882-nucleotide messenger RNA. RefSeq lists its product as uncharacterized. Gene Ontology annotation, biological process: DNA integration. The transcript has a single exon. The record is from RefSeq and is a predicted model, not a curated record. Gene Ontology annotation, molecular function: nucleic acid binding. The coding region runs from base 1 to 882 and encodes 293 amino acids. NCBI's taxonomy places the organism in Eukaryota, Metazoa, Echinodermata, Echinoidea, Camarodonta, Strongylocentrotidae.
AUGUCAGCACUUCCAACACAUCCUUGGAAAGAAGUCAGCAUAGAUUUCUCAGAUCUUCCAACCGGAGAGCAUCUUCUUGUCAAUAUCGAGGAUUAUAGCAGAUUCCCAGUGGUUGAAAUUCUCACAUCUACUUCUAGUCAAGCGGUUAUCCCACAUUUGGAUCGCAUAUUUGCAUUGUUCGGUAUUCCAGAAGUUGUCCGUACUGAUAACGGACCACCUUUCAACAGCGAAUAUUUCAUGAAGUUCGCGAAACAUUUAGGAUUCCGGCAUCGUAGAGUCACACCGCGAUGGCAACGAGCCAAUGGAGAAGUUGAGCGAUUCAUGCGAGUUCUAAAGAAAGUUGUUCGCACAGCAACAGCCGAGCGUAAAUCUUGGAAACAAGAGCUGUUCACGUUUCUGAGAAACUACCGAGCUACUCCACAUAGAACGUCUGGGGCAUCACCAGCUACAGUAAUGUUCCAGCGUCCAAUCCUCACUCGCUUACCUGAGCCUCAAUCGCAAGCAGCACAUGACAGCGAAAUUCGCAAUCGCGAUAAGUCCAUGAAGCAGAAGCAGAAGGUAAACGCGGAAAAGCAUCGAAGAAUCCGAGAAUCGGAAAUAAGAGUCGGUAACCAUGUCCUUGUAAAGCGUGAUGGGCAUAUCGGUAAAUACACCACUCCUUUCGACACCAGACCAUUGAAGGUCAUAGCAAUCAAGGGUUCGCAAAUUGUUGCAUCUCGUGGCUCCUACCGCAUAACGCGAAACUCAUCACACUUCAAAGUCUUAAAAGGUCAGCAUGACAUUCAUGCUGCAACAGAGGAUUACGAUGAUACACCAUUGCCACAAAUCGCAAACCCCCCUCGUAACGAGAGAAUACAAACUCCUCCUAUGGAAUCUACAUGA